Gryllus bimaculatus (two-spotted cricket) is the source of this 2657-nucleotide messenger RNA. The record is from the annotation of a GenBank genome assembly. NCBI's taxonomy places the organism in Eukaryota, Metazoa, Arthropoda, Insecta, Orthoptera, Gryllidae.
UUCACAACCUGCUCGCAAUUAUGAGUUACUUGUGUACUUGUCUGAUUUGGUCUGGUUGUGACUCUGUGUAAGAUAAUUAGGAUAUUUUUUACACCGUGGAUUGUAAUAACUACUCAGUCUGUCAUGUAUUCAGAUAAUUUAAUUGCCAGUAAUCCUUCAACUCUGGCUCGCCGGUACAAAUAAUUUGCGCCUCCGGAAAGCAUACAUUAGGUGGGCAAUGACGAGACAAGAAGAAAUUGGAUUUUUAUGUUGACAUUUGUUCCCCAAUUCUUUGGGUUAUAAUACAAUUUACAGAAGGAAAGAAAGUGAAAUUUGUCAUGUAAAUAAUGCUGGAACAAUUUGGAAGUGAUUCAAAAUUCCAUACUAGAUAGUGUUGGUAUAAGGUGUUAUAUCUAGUGGCGUGUCCUUCCUCCUGCUUAGAAUGUUCCGAUCUGCUACCGGACAGACAACUAGGGGUUCAGUACCCAAAGGUAAAGAAAAUAAGUCUUCCAAAGCUGACUGCUGUUCUGCUUCAUUUACAUCAGAAGAUAUGGAGAUUGAUAAUUCACAUACUGUGCUACAAAAAAUAUCAAUGCUGUAUAUGGAAAGACAAAUGAAUGACAUAUGUCUCAUUGUUUCUGGAGUAGAAUAUCCAGCUCAUCGACUGAUUUUGUGUGCAUCUAGCGAGGUAUUCCAGGUAAUGCUUAUGAAUCCAGAAUGGAGUGAAUCUCAAGAGAGUAGAGUUGUUCUUCAAGAAACACCAACUUGUGCAGCUAUAUUUGGAGAUUUUCUGCAAUAUUUUUAUACGGGCCGUAUCCGCAUCAAUCAUGCAACUGUUAUGCCAGUUCUCUCACUAGCUGACAAGUAUAAUGUCAAGGAUCUAGUCAAGUUAUGUGUAGAAUAUAUGUGUAUGCACAUUGCUCAUGCAGCUUCCAAUAAUCAGUUAGUUUCAUGGCUCCAAUAUACUUUGGCAUGUGGGCACUAUGAUGUAGCUCAGGUCUGUCAGAACUUUGUGAAGUGGAAUUUUGAAAUGGUGGCUGAAGCAUCUGAUUUUGGUAAUUUUGAACCAGACGUUUUUAUUAACAUAUUGAAACAAAAUGACUUGGUUGUUCAUGAUGAAACCAUACUAUACAAUUGUGUUGUGAAGUGGUUGGAUAUUCAACAAGAGCGGGUUUUGAUGAACGAAGAAAGUGCUAAAUAUAUGGAACAUCUUGUAAUGAAUGUUAUGGCUUAUAUUCGCUUUCCCAUGAUGUCUCCGCGGCAACUUGCAGAGUUAUUACUUUCUCCCCUAACUAAAAUGUAUAAAGAAUUUUUUGUGGAACGAAUGGCUAUUGGAAUGUCCUUCCAUUCAGGUCAUAUUGAACAUUUGAGUGAUGUACUGCAACAAAAUGGAGGACAUCUACUUUUCACACCUCGUUUAUAUACUGCUGAUACAUGGAGCACCUUACUUAGUGUUGAAAACUUUUCCUCUUUACCACCAUACCAUGCAAGAACUCUUGUUUUCUCUAGUCAUUCUUCACUGGCCGAACAUACCGGUGAUCAUACUUGUGAAUGGGUUGUGGAUCUUUAUCCAAAAGGUGUUUGGUUUAAAAAGUUUUAUUUAAUUGUGUGGCAGGGAACUGUUGAAGUUCCCGAGUGUGUGUUACGUACAGUUCGAUUAUCUGUGAUGUGUAAAGAUCCUUUGCCGCCUCCUGAUAUGCGGGUGGAAGUAGGAAUUUUAAUUAGAGGUGUUCAGGAUGGUGUUGAACAUGUGAUGACUGUAAUAAGAAGAUGUCACUGUUUUAGUCAAGAAGAUAAAAUUCUUAAUUUUGAUGAUCUUUUAGAAUUUGAUGAACUUAAUCAUUUAACUGGUAAUAAUAGCAUUAGUCCCUACUUAGUUGGAAAGCAUAGAGAUGUUCUUAAAGUACAUAUUGUCAUAGCUCCAUUAAGUAAAUUGAGUAUUUCAACAGCAGUAAAGUAACAAAAAUUGGUACAUACAAUCUGUGAUUAUCUAGGCAACAGUACCUGUAAGUUCAGGAUUGGCAACAUGAAUUGAAAAUGCACUGCUGUGUACUUAUUCAUUAUAUUAAUAACUCUUAAUGGUAAGUACCUUGAGGUUGAAUUGGAGAUAUGUACAGUAAGAUUUUUAUUUAGUUGUCAUCUUAAAAAUUCAUUUCUUCAAAAGGUAUUUUUUGACAAAAGCAAAAUAUAUUACGUGUGUUGUAAAUAAGUGUUUUAGAUUUUAUAAAGAAAGGAGCCUCUUAUGAUUGAAUAUGGAAGUGGAAAUGUAAUUUGUAUUUAUCCGCUUCUAUAAAAAAUUAAUUAGAUGUACACAAUUUGUUUCACAAGUGCCUAACAACUUGCACUUAAGAGACUAUUGUACCGGUAUAAUAGUUCCUACAAGUGUAAACUACAAAUCAUCUUGCUGAGACAUACCUGUGCAUUUCUUUUUAUAAAUGCAUGGCAGUUACAAUUCAUCCUCCAUUAACAUAAAAUGCUGGUUUUCUAGAUUAUGGUUUGUGAAUUUAGUAUAUUUGAAAUGAAACCAGUUUUCACUUUGAUCCACAGAAAUAAAAUGUAUUAAAUAAAUUACAUUCCAGUAUAAUCUACCUACUUUGUAACAUUUCCCUGUACCCUUUGUAACAUUGCUCUAUAAAAUUCAGUUACUCCAUGUUGUUUUUUUGAAAAAUAUAUUAAUU